UUAAAAAGCCCGAUCGAGUUUUUUUCUCGCGGCGUCCAACACUCUUGAUUCUCUUUUUCUUCAUUAUAGAAAGUUGAACCCCCGUCGUUGCAGAAUUCAGGCCCGAAGUCCCUACAAAAAACCUAGGGGACUUCGGGUUGUAUCAGCCGGGCAGAUCAGAAUUUGGAGCUCCAAGAAUUGCAUACUCAAGGCUGCCGUCGGCAGCCAACUUGGUAUUCGAUCCCGUUGAGCCUCGACAUGCCUCAAACUCGAUGUUUUUCGUCAGCCUAUCGACAGAGCCUGAGGUCAGAUCGCUGGCGGCAGGCUUCUUUGCGUGCUUCGUGUAGCAGCAAGUGCCGGCCGGAAUGACUGGCAGGCUACCUCACUGGCUUCUUGCUUUUCCCGUCGAUUCCCGACUCCUCUUGCACACCUCGACGUGGCCGUCCUCGGCUGGCCAGGCCCGUAUGCUGAGUGACGUGCCUGAGGAGUCAUGGUCAUACGGUGCUGUCUAUUGCCUCGGGCGAAGCGUUUGGAACUUGGCAAAGGGAAAGGUCUGGUCGUGGACGUAGUACACACGGGGCGAUGGAAGGCAAAGCAAAGGCUGGGCCAGUCUGCUAUCAUUCGGUAUGGCCCAGCCGCGACCCCCUUUGUGCACCAUCGCUCAUUCUUGCCAGUGCCCGCGUUUAGGUGAUACUCUCACCAGCUCUCGUUUGCGCUUGAUUCAGCAAGCAUCUGCCUGAGCUGUCACAUUGCUCAUACGCAAUCGACCAACAUAUGAAAUGCUGUUGGUUGGGAUGCCCAUCACAUUGCCCAGGGGGGUGGUGAGCUGUCUGCCUGACCUGGUGGGGGAGGGGUGGCGACAUAACAGGGUCUCACCGCCCCCGAGACGCUGUGCCACGCAAUGGCAGUUGACCGCACAGGUUCUAGGCGUCCAGCCGCAGAAAGAUCGCAGAUCUAACGGUCGACCAGCGCACAUCUGGCCACUGCAGCGGUGUGUGAGGGGGGAGAGAGCACCGUGGCCAACUGAAGCGCACUGCAAAGGAUACGGCCGGGUGGCGUCUCGGGCGGGCCAUCGAAAGCCCUUCCUCCCCCAAUCCCGUUCAUGGAAGGGCCUGAGGGACGGAGGCGCGCUGGCUUCCGCGGCCGUGGCGCGGCCGCUCGUUCGUCCACCGCAUCUCAUCUUGCCCAUCUCAGAUUCAGACGCAAGGGAGGGCGGUCGCCGCGCCCCGGCAUUGGCUGACCGGGAGGUUGGGGCUAUGCUGCAGCCGCAAGGAACGACAUGGCUAGGGCCAGGCUGGGCAAAAGGGAAGGGCUUUUUCUGACGUUGUCUCUGCACGUUUGCCUGCCAGGCACAGGCACUUUUGGUUACCAAAAGUAUGGGGUGGUGUCCAGUCUGACCAUUACUUUUUUUCUGGCUAUUUCUGGUUGGUUCGUGUACGAAAGUUGCAUUAUAUCCUGUUCAACCAAUGUCUCGUCCGCCACGCCGUCAACCCUCAAGCCCCUGAUUCACACUAUAUGCGACGCAAUCCAGGCUCUCGGGACGGAAAUUUUUCAGAUCUAAGUGAUGCAUCGCUCGCUCGAUCUGGACCUUUCAAGAGCACAUCGCGCCUAGGGGUAUUAUUGUUAUAGGCCCCCAUCACCAAGCCUGUCUUGAGGAUGCAGAGACCGAGAAACCAAAUGGGGGAUAAAAUAUGGUGACCUAGGUACUUACCUACCGUACCUAUCCACCGUAUACAAGACACAGCCGACUUCUAUUCUUUCCAGCCUACCAAAGCAAGUCGAGCUGUGUUUGCUCUUCCCUAGCUGGCAGGUCGCUCCUUCCCGGUUGGGCUGUCGGGCGGUACCAGAAGGUGUACGGCCGGGUCUGUGCUUCUACAGAAUGCGCGCGUACGAGAUCAAUCCCUCUUGCUCUGCCCGUCUUUUUGUGCCAGGCAUUAUGCCGUCCUGCCUUCUGCUCCCAUACACGACACCUCGCCGUCUUCUGCCUCCCGGCUCCCAACCGCCGUCCGUAGAGACAACAGUACGCGCAUAGGCGCCUCAACUGUCUCGGCCGUAGGAGAAUCCCUAGGACACGGGCUCGCUUAGGCCGUUCCUCUCCCGCCCGCCUGUCAUACCGUUUCUCUCCUGGCAUCCCAGCACCCGAGACCGAGUCUCGAUUUGUGCUCGCCUUAUCUACCUCGCCGGCCUAUCUCCUCCCAGGCUGCCUACCUAAAUAGCCACUCUAGUUAAAUCCACCCCAUUCCUCGGAAACUGCUCCUCCACCAUCUCCCAACAUCCAGCUCUCCGGAGAGGCUCCAACCCACCUCAGCGCCACGCAACCAUGGCCACCAACCUCACGCUCACCCCGCCGCCGCCGGGCCUCAUGCGCUACUGGUUCGGCAUCUGCAAGAGCGACCCGGACCUGCCCGCCUGCGCCGUCGUCGACAACUUCUACGACUACCGCAUCCUCCUGGCCCCAAACGUCGUCCUCCUCGCCGUCUUCGCCUGCUCCCUCGUGGGCUUCGCCGCCGUCUACGCCGGCACCACGCGCGGGCGCGACAAGAGCUACGGCGUCGGCUUCUUCGUCGUCAUGGCCUUGGGCGUCCUGGCAGAGAUCCUGGGCUACUCGGCCCGCGUCUGGUCCUACACUAACCAGUGGCUCAAGACGCCCUUCCUGAUGCAGAUAUGCUGCCUCACCGUCGCCCCCGCCUUCCUCGCUGCCGGCAUCUAUCUCUGCCUGCGGCGUAUCGUCCACGUCUUUGGCCCGCAGAACAGCCGCAUCCCGCACGAGUACUACACCCGCAUCUUCAUCCCCUGCGAUCUCAUCUCUCUCAUCUUGCAGGCGACCGGAGGGGCCAUAACCUCGGCUGCGGCGCAGUACAACGAGCCGACCUCUGACGGAGACAACAUCAUGAUCGCCGGCCUCGCCUUCCAGGUCUUCACCAUGUUCUGCUUCAUCGCGUGCGCGCUCGACUUCUUCUGGCGCGUCUGGAAGCAGUCCGGCAGCAGGGACACCGCCAGCAAGGCCGACUUCGUCAGCGUGCCCGACGAGCACGGGGCCCGGGCAAAGGUGCGCUCCAGCCCGCGCUUCAGGGGCUUCCUGGCGGCGCUAGCGCUCGCUACCCUCUGCGUCUUCUGGCGCUGCGUCUACCGCGUCGUCGAGCUGGCCCAGGGCUGGGACGGCCCGCUCAUGGCGCGCCAGGACCUCUUCAUCGGCUGUGAGGGCGUCAUGAUCGCCGUCGCCUGCCUUGUCCUCAACGUCUUCCACCCGGCCCUAUGCUUCGGCGAGAUGCUGUCGGACGACGGCGGCGGCCUCGGCCCCCGCCGCGGGACGAAGGGCCGGGGCCGCCAGCCGCCAGACGCCGACCGCGCUGCCGCCGCCGACGAGGGCGCCAUCUGCUACAGCCGAGGCCCCGGCGACUUCAUGCUCGAGAGCCAGAAGCAGGACGGCGCCCACGGCUCGAGCGUCAACGACUCGGAUGCCCCGCUGGACAGCAAGCAGCACCCCAGCGUCUGAGAGUAUGCCGGUCAAUUUCCCCGGGGGCUUGAGCUCGGCCGCAUGAGACGAAACCAGUCACUUCCAAUUCGAUGUGAUAUUGCCGUUGGCGGUUAUUUCUCUCUUUUCUUUCGUCGUACCAAUGACAAGAUUGUUGGAACCUUGAGCUGC
This is a messenger RNA of Gaeumannomyces tritici R3-111a-1, 3625 nucleotides long. RefSeq lists its product as hypothetical. The transcript has 2 exons. The record is from RefSeq and is a predicted model, not a curated record. Gene Ontology annotation, cellular component: fungal-type vacuole; plasma membrane. NCBI's taxonomy places the organism in Eukaryota, Fungi, Ascomycota, Sordariomycetes, Magnaporthales, Magnaporthaceae. Bases 2300 to 3475 code for a protein of 391 amino acids.